CGUGCACAAUACUUCCUAGAGGGUCAUCAAUCAUCACCGACCGAUCAAAAUCCCCAGUUCCCAGAGAGAGAGAGAGAGAGAGAGAGAGAGAACGAGGUCAAACUGCAUCAAUGGAAAACCAAGCAGAAGAAGACCCUCACCACUCCGACCUAAUCACCACAUUCUGCUCCAUCGCCUCCUCCACCCGCGACGAAGCCCUCUUCUUCCUCGAAAGCCACAACUUCGACCUCGACUCCGCCGUCUCCACCUUCCUCGAAACCACCGCCCCCGCCGCCGCCGCUACUCCGCAACAACCCCUCUCUCCUUCCGCCUCUCUCUCUCCUUCCUCGUCCCCGUCUCGCUCCCGCUCCCCGUCCCCGCCGCCCUCUCUCCUCCGCCCCCCGCCUCCCAGCCGGUACGGUCUCCGGCCCCGGCAGGACAAGAAGAAGGCCUCUGCGAGUCGUGCCGCGGGUGGGAUACGGACGCUUUCGGAUCUGAAUAAUCGUGCGGGUAGGGAUGGGUCCGGCAGUGACUCUGAUGAUGGGCCUCAGGAGUACUACACUGGUGGGGAGAAGAGUGGAAUGCUCGUCCAAGAUCCAUCAAAGGCCAAUAAUGUGGAUGCCAUCUUCGCUCAAGCUAGACAAGUAGGAGCUGUAGAAGGACCUCCUGAUCACCUUCGCCCGUCAUCAAGCUCAAGAAGCUUUGCUGGAACAGGGAGAUUGCUUUCAGGAGAGAGCGUGUCAUCUACUCCCCAGCCGCCUGAAGCUGUCACACACAAUAUCACUUUCUGGAGGAAUGGAUUUACAGUAGAUGAUGGUCCAUUGCGGAGGUUGGAUGAUCCUGAAAACGCUUCCUUUCUGCAGAGCAUUGCAAAAUCGGAGUGUCCCAAAGAACUUGUGCCAGCAGAUAGGAAAACCACCGUCCAAGUCCAACUGAUGAGGAAAGAAGAAAAUUGCCCUAUACCAGAGAAGCGCGUUCCGACAUUUCAGGGCAUGGGAAGAACUUUAGGCAGCAGCUCCACAUCCACGGAACCGACUGAGGCUACCACCACUACCCUCACAACUGCUCCAGCCCCGGCCAUGGGUCUAGUUGUGGUUGAUACAUUGCCUUCUACCUCAAUUCAGCUGAGGUUAGCAGAUGGCACACGAAUGGUUUCACGCUUCAACUACCACCAUACCGUAAGGGAUAUCCGCGCCUUCAUCGAUGCUUCAAGGCCUGGGGGGGUGAGGACCUAUCAACUGCAGACAGUUGGAUUCCCUCCCAAACAGCUAACUGAUCUAGACCAGUCUAUUGAACAGGCUGGACUGGCCAAUUCUGUUGUGAUCCAGAAGCACUAGCAAGUUGCACAACCGAUGUCAAUUUGGUAUGUUCGGAUCAUAGAUUUGUGGAGAAAAAGAAAAGGCAAAGUAAAAGAGCUGAAGAAAAUUAGUCGAUCAAACCAAGAACUGUCGUUGGUUUUGGUAUCAGUUUCCUUUCCUUCUUGAAUUCCUCCACAGAUCCAUGAUUUGGGCACAACUGAUUUCUCAGAUUGAAGAGACACAUCUGCUGCAGUAAGUCUAGCUUUUAUAUGAUGUAUGAAAUUAGCCUUUUGCUUCACAAGUACGCGUUCUAGUCCUUAGAUUUUUCUGCUUUUGUUUAGUAGAGAGAUUUAAGCAUCUUACGGAAACAGGAGUGUUUUUAUCAGUAUAUGUUUCCCAAGCAUGAUUACUACUUGCAUUUGAUAGCACAAGAUGGUGAACUCAGUCAGUAUAUGUUUUCUGAGCAUGAUAACUACUUGCAUUCGAUAGCA
Molecule: messenger RNA, 1768 nt
Organism: Rhododendron vialii
Lineage: Eukaryota; Viridiplantae; Streptophyta; Magnoliopsida; Ericales; Ericaceae
Product: plant UBX domain-containing protein 4-like
Exons: 4
Coding region: 111-1316 (401 amino acids)
Biological process (GO): nuclear membrane reassembly; autophagosome assembly; membrane fusion
Cellular component (GO): nucleus; cytosol
Molecular function (GO): ubiquitin binding
Source: RefSeq, a predicted model, not a curated record